AUGGCGGAAGAGCACCGAUGUGAAACUCCGGAAGGUCACCGACUCUGCGCUAACAACUGCGGCUUCUUUGGAAGUUCAGCCACGAUGAAUUUCUGUUCAAAAUGUUACCGAGAUAUUCAUCUGAAGGAGCAAGAACAAGCCAAAACCAAAUCCACAAUCGAAACCGCUCUUUCCUCAGCCUCCUCCUCCGCCGCUUCUGCUGCCGUAGUCGUUGAAUCUCAGGUUCUGGUACCGUCGAGCGAAUCUCUCUCUCAACCUCAACCACCGGCGUUGAUUAUACCGUCGGUUGUUUCUGACGCGUCGGAAUCUUCGAUCGGAUCGGUUCAACCGAACCGGUGCGGGACGUGCAGAAAACGGACCGGGUUAACCGGGUUCAAGUGUAGAUGUGGAAUCACGUUUUGUGGGACCCACAGGUAUCCGGAGAAACACGAGUGCGGUUUCGAUUUCAAGGCGGUGGGGAGAGAGGAGAUAGCUAAAGCGAAUCCCGUGAUCAAGGCCGAUAAGCUGAGAAGAAUUUGA
Messenger RNA from Vicia faba (fava bean), 519 nucleotides. Lineage: Eukaryota; Viridiplantae; Streptophyta; Magnoliopsida; Fabales; Fabaceae. The record is from the annotation of a GenBank genome assembly.